This is a messenger RNA of Arvicola amphibius (Eurasian water vole), 785 nucleotides long. Its product is annotated as DNA-directed RNA polymerases I, II, and III subunit RPABC3. NCBI's taxonomy places the organism in Eukaryota, Metazoa, Chordata, Mammalia, Rodentia, Cricetidae. Gene Ontology annotation, cellular component: RNA polymerase I complex; RNA polymerase III complex; RNA polymerase II, core complex. The record is from RefSeq and is a predicted model, not a curated record. The transcript has a single exon. The coding region runs from base 133 to 585 and encodes 150 amino acids. Gene Ontology annotation, biological process: DNA-templated transcription. Gene Ontology annotation, molecular function: DNA-directed RNA polymerase activity.
AUGCGCCCCCUGUCCGGUGGCCGCUUUUGGGGCGGUCCUCUGUCCUGUCUUCUUUUCUCCACGUGAGGGGGUGCGCGAAUUCCCAGUGGUGGCCUCGCGCUCCGCACCUCUGCGGCUCUCGUGCCCCUUACGAUGGCGGGCAUCCUGUUCGAGGAUAUUUUUGAUGUGAAAGACAUUGACCCAGAAGGCAAGAAGUUUGACCGAGUGUCUCGGCUGCACUGUGAGAGUGAGUCUUUCAAGAUGGACCUCAUCUUAGAUGUAAACAUUCAGAUUUACCCCGUGGACUUGGGUGACAAGUUUCGGUUGGUCAUAGCUAGUACUUUGUAUGAAGAUGGUACCUUGGAUGAUGGCGAAUACAACCCCACAGAUGACAGGCCUUCCAGAGCCGACCAGUUUGAGUAUGUAAUGUAUGGGAAAGUGUACAGGAUUGAGGGGGACGAGACCUCAACCGAAGCAGCGACACGUCUCUCUGCAUAUGUGUCCUAUGGGGGCCUGCUCAUGAGACUUCAGGGUGAUGCCAACAACCUACAUGGAUUUGAGGUGGAUUCCAGAGUGUAUCUGCUGAUGAAGAAGCUGGCGUUCUGAACCUCGUGGGAAACCAGCCUUGCUGCUUCGUCACUCAAGUCGUGGAUGUUGUUCAACCCUGAGUAGAAGCUGGCCGUGUUCGCCUUCAAAAGGGACUGGGCUCUGUGUCCACUGUGGGUGCGUCUUCAGUCUGUCUGAAUUCGGUGGAAAACUCACUUGUUUGUGAAAGGCCAAGUGGGAGAGCUUAGCACAAAUCUCAA